GAAAGACUUAUUACAACCAAUUUUUAAGUACUACAAUUAUUUCACAAGUGUAAAUAAACCCCAUUUGAGUAUGAGAGUAAUGAACAAAAUUCCGUCACUCAAAUCCAUGGCUUCCAUUGAAAUGAAAUUGAAGUGAAACAAAAGUGAAAGUGAAGUGGAAGUGAAGUGAAAGUGUUAGCGUCAGCGGAUGGUGGGAUGUGGUAUUAAUGUGGUCACCAUUGCGAAUGCGGGCGGGAGGCCCCCCAGGCCGGCAGGUCAAUGAUAUCGCCGGCGGUGCUUGUGCUGUGUUUGGCACUUGUUUGUUCCACCAUCGGCGUAGUAUCGAAGCAAACAGCUGAUUAUGAUGACAAGCAUAAUAGUAUGCGAAAUAUAAUGGAACCAAUACACGGGUUAGUUAAAGAAGUAAAUAAUAAAAAUCUGAAAAUGAAAUCCAGGACCAAUGUAUAUAAUCAUAGGGUAAAUGAUGUAAAUAAUAUAAAUAAUAUAAAAUAUGAGACAAAUAGCUAUGGGGCAAGAGAGAAUGAAAUUGUUGAUAAUGUUAUAAAAUAUGAUGAAAUUUAUACGGAGGACGAAGAUGUUUUACAGAGAAAUUAUAAUGAAAAUACUGACUAUGUAGAUAAAUUAAGAAAUAGUAAUAGAAACAGUUUUUUGACAAAUUUUAUACCGAAGAAGAAGAGAGUAAAAAGAGAAGAUAAACAUGAUAAAUGCAGUAGUUUCUAUUUUGACAAGGAUAAGACAUAUAUUUCACAUCCUCAUGCUGGGGACAAAGAUGAUGUUAACUAUUCCAGCAACACGUAUUGUACAACAGUGAUAAGUGGUUUAGAAAAUCAAGUAGUCCAGCUUACGUUCGUUGACAUGUUUCACAUCGAAGAUCAUCCGGAGUGCAGUUACGAUUAUUUGGAAAUCCGUGAUGGCAACAAGGGUUACUUCAAUCUUCUCGACAAGUUGUGCGGGGAGACCUUUCCUCGGCAAAUAACUACGUCAGGUCCUCACGCCUGGUUGAAAUUCUAUUCUGAUGACACCAUAGAGUACGAGGGCUUCCGAAUCCAGAUUGCUUUCUUAAACGUGCCAAAUAGUGUUCGCAUCCCAGAGUCCUGCUACACGGUGUUAAAAGGGAAGUACGGGAGGAUCGAGUCCGAUAACAUGGACAAGGAUUGCAAAGAGAAGUCUGCCAAUCAAGCGUUGGACUUCCUAUGGAGAAUCGAUGUUCCUGUAGGCCAUAAGAUCUACCUCAACUUCACCACUUACUCAGUUGCCCAGCCUAACGAGUGCGAAGAAAAUUUCGUGCAAGUAUUCGGAAGUGUACUGGAGUUCGAUGAAAAAUUAGUCCACUACUGUGGAUCCGUAGCCAAUCCGGUGACGACCAAAGACACGGGUAAGGACAGCGAUGGCGAAGACCAGGGCAAUGUGAUGCACGUCCGCCUGUACGCAGCAAGGAAUGGUGUUGUGAAGAUCAAUGCCACUUUCACCGCUUUUAGGACACUGAACCCUAAUAAUAACGAGAAAUGCACUGAAGAUACCGAAUUCGACUGCGAAGACAACACUUGCAUAGACAUCGCGUUGAAAUGCAACGACUACGCGAACUGUAGACUGAAAGCUGAUGAAGAGCUGGAUAAAUGCAUGCACACAACCGAAUCAAUGAUCCACCAAACCCACAUCAAGGUUAUCCUGAUCAUAUUCUGCCUUAUCCUCUCCGGCAUGAGCUUCGUCUUCUUCUUUAAGUGCAUCAGAAAGCUCUACCAGGAUCAUAAGAUUAUUAAGGAGCACAUUCGCCAAUCCUGCGAAGACAGGCUGGACAGCAUAGUGAGCAGUCGACUCACCCUGGAUGCAAAGCGACUGCAGCGUGACAGCGAGCCCAGGGCGAGUCUGGAACGAGACAACCAGACCAAUGAGAUGUUUAAACAACAGAGGAAGUUUUCGCAGCAGAAAGUACGGCCUACCAGCAUAGAUUCAGACUUCAUCCAAGAAACACAUCUAGACCUUGAUGAUGAACCGUGGCGCAGAGAAGUAAACGAUGUCCCCAAAACAGAAGACGUUAGAAUAGAACGUAACGGAAGAUCAAGACGAAGUGACAUAAGUAAGAAAGAAGAAUCCAUAAGAAAGAGCGAAGAGAAGAAAGUGAGAGAAAUAAGAGACGUUUCAGUAGGUGCACCAGAUACUAAGGAAUCUGGAUGUCAGACGAGGGAAAGCUUGUUCCAAACUGAUCCAACUGUGAGUUCGGAUGGUUCUGGCACAACAAACAGCAGAGGUUUCUCGACCUUCGGCUACUCCGGCGCCACCAUCGUUAGGCCUUCGCCCCCGCAGACCAACACCUCGCAGAUCACUAUCGAGCUGAUUAGGCAGGCUACUGAGCAGGGUGAGAAGCCGCAAAAGAAAUUCUCAGAUCGUCGUCCCAUGAGCACGGAGACCACCCGCUCCGCGCCCGACGUCAUCAUCGUGUCCAAACCGCUUCGCUGAGGAUGACCUUCGGGGCCCCCUCCAUGGGCCCCGAUUCCCCCUUGGCCCUUCGAGGCACCGCGCGAACCGCGCACCUGCCCCGAGGGUUCCUACCAACCGCACGUGUGUUUCGACAAUCUAUCAAAAAGUGUAUCGUUCGAAACCUGCGAGGGUUACUACAGUCAACAUUUUGACGAAGGACCAAAACUUAUAUAUGACUAUUGUUUAAAGAGUGACUUUAAAGCGAAAACACUGCCAAGAAAUUUAGGCUCGUCUGUAGAUAUUAAGAGGAUCUACCCCCAAAGGAGUGUGUGCUUCUACGGUGUGGAUGAUUCACCUUCUAGAAGUAGGAAGUUUGUUGUGAAAGCGGAUAUAGAAGCUCCAAGAUAACGAAGAACUUAAUUUAUAAGCAUAGCCUGUAUUGCUGAUAGCAUA
Messenger RNA from Pararge aegeria (speckled wood butterfly), 2871 nucleotides. RefSeq lists its product as uncharacterized. NCBI's taxonomy places the organism in Eukaryota, Metazoa, Arthropoda, Insecta, Lepidoptera, Nymphalidae. The transcript has 13 exons. Bases 259 to 2457 code for a protein of 732 amino acids. Gene Ontology annotation, molecular function: protein binding. The record is from RefSeq and is a predicted model, not a curated record.